Messenger RNA from Cucurbita maxima (winter squash), 2358 nucleotides. RefSeq lists its product as uncharacterized. The record is from RefSeq and is a predicted model, not a curated record. Lineage: Eukaryota; Viridiplantae; Streptophyta; Magnoliopsida; Cucurbitales; Cucurbitaceae. The transcript has 8 exons. Bases 441 to 2186 code for a protein of 581 amino acids.
GAAAAAGGAGAAGGCCCAAGUUAGGCAAGCUACUUGGAUGCAGACAACUGGGACAGAGGCGCUGCCAGGGCCACUGAUAGAUAUGUCGGUGCUGCAGUUUUGCUCGCCGUUCAAACGGGAACGCCGCAGAGAUUCUAUACUUUUUCAUCAAUUUCUUUACCUUUCCGUUAUACAAAUCCAAACUAUUCCUGGGUUUUUUUUUUUACGGGCGUUAGGAAAUAUGUCUCUAGUCGACGGAAACAGAGUGGUUGCUCUGUUUUUUUCUACGCUGAAGUUCGAUAAUAAAUAAGAUUCCACGAGGAGCCCAUUAUCCCAAGAAGUGGAACCGUUUGUUUAUUCUAAUCCCCAAGUGUGCAAGAACUUGGACGGAUUGUUAUCGUCCUUGCACAAGGCUCUUUGCGAUUCCUUCUCUCUUUUUGGGGAUUUUAAGACUGUAAUGUAUGCAGGGAAGUAGAGUGAAGACGUUGUCGGAGAUGGGGUUUCGAGAACAAACGGCGUUGUCGAGACCAGCUUUCAGAGCUCGGGAUUCCAGUCCUGAUUCUGUCAUUUAUGCGCUCGAAUCCAGUUUUAGUCUCUUCUCCUCUGCUUCUGCUAGUGUUGAGCGAUGUUCUUUUGCAUCAGAGGCCCACGAUCGCGAUUCCCUUAUCUCUGAAAUCUCUCUUCAUUUGGCAGGGCAUGAUGAAGAUCCAGAACAAAACAAGCCUGCACUAAGCAACAAGCACAGUCGUCUCUAUACAAAUGGAGAAAAAGCGAAAGUUCAUAAAGAUGAAAGCAAUGUCGAUUUAGACGACGAGAAUCGAACGGUCGAUUCAGCGAGGAAUUCGUUUUCUCUUGCUCUUAAAGAGUGUCAAGAUCAUAGAUCCAGAUCUAAAGCUCAAUCCAGUAAGCUGGAUGAAAAGAAACCUGCUUUGUUGGAUCUAAACAACGCUAAUACAGCUUCCUCGCCUCGUUUAACGGCUGUCAAGAAGAACGUUGUAGUAACGACGCAUAAGACUGCAACAUUUCCAAGCCCUGGGACGCCGAGUUAUCGGCACAAUAGCUUUAGUAUGCAAAAAGGGUGGAGUUCAGAGCGAGUGCCAUUUCCGAACAAUGGUGGCCGGAAACAUACUAAUAACCCUGCAUUGCUGACUCUCAACAGUGGCAGAACGUUGCCAUCGAAGUGGGAAGAUGCUGAAAGGUGGAUCUUUAGUCCUAUAUCCAGUGAUGGGGUUGUGAGGACUUCAGCUCAACGUCCUCAACAGCGUCCGAAGUCGAAGAGUGGUCCGCUUGGCCCUCCUGGUACUGCAUACUAUUCGAUGUAUUCACCUGCUGCUCCUGCCUAUGAAUGUGGGACUUUUAGGAACUUCAUUACAGAAUCCCCAUUUUCAGCUGGAGUUGUAUCAACGAAUGGUUUGGCUGUUCAUUCUGGUGGACAUGAAGGGUCCUUUCAUGGACAAACAGAGCCCUCCAUGGCACGCUCAGUUAGCGUUCAUGGCUGCUCUGAAAUGUCGGGUCAAUUGUCAUCAACAACAGGCUUGCAAGAUGGAUCGAGAGAAAACUUAGCUACAGUCAAGAACUCGGGGACAGACGUUUCUCGUGUUGUUUCAAGAAGGGACGUGGCUACACAAAUGAGCCCGGAGGAUAGCAUGCAUUCAUCUCCAAGGACGAAGUCGUCAAUCACUGCCUCCACUUCAUCUGCUAUGCAUAUGUUUGAGCUGGGAGCUGUUACUUCUUCUAAGUUGGAUAUCAGGGACGUGCAAGUCGAUAAUCAGGUCGCCACGACAAGAUGGUCGAAGAAACAUAAAGGGUCAUUUCCUCGGAAAGAUUCUCUCGACUACAAGAGGAAGAACGAUGUGGAUGUGGCUUCUCGUUGUCCGGAUUUAGACAUUCCUAUCAUGGGAAAAAGUAUUUCAAAUGUUAAGCGUGAGGAAGCGAAAAUAGCUGCGUGGGAGAAUCUACAGAAAGCGAAGGCCGAUGCAGCUAUACGAAAGCUAGAGAUGAAGCUGGAGAAGAAGCGAGCGAGCUCGAUGCAUAAGAUCAUGAAUAAACUGAAAUCUGCUCAGAAGAAAGCCCAAGAAAUGAGGAACUCAGUGAUGGGAAACCAGUCCCUCCAAGAUAACAGGACAUCUUCUUUCAAGUCUCUAUCUUUUAAUCGAAGCCGUCAUAUGAGCUCCCUAAGUGGUUGUUUCACCUGCCAUGCUUUUUAGUGCUGCAUUCUACCAGAUAGUAUCGACGCAGUUUUGUUGUGGCAUGGUUAGGUGUUCUUGUAAAGAAUUCAAGUGAAGUGUGUAACGAGUUUUCUUGUAACUAUGGUAACCUUUCUCUCUCGUUUGUUGUUUUGUGUUUAAUACCAAGUUUUAUUUCAAAUUUAUAAUUUAA